This is a messenger RNA of Thermothielavioides terrestris NRRL 8126, 3791 nucleotides long. RefSeq names its product TAF1-like protein. Bases 123 to 3599 code for a protein of 1158 amino acids. Gene Ontology annotation, cellular component: transcription factor TFIID complex. NCBI's taxonomy places the organism in Eukaryota, Fungi, Ascomycota, Sordariomycetes, Sordariales, Chaetomiaceae. The transcript has 3 exons. Gene Ontology annotation, molecular function: RNA polymerase II general transcription initiation factor binding; RNA polymerase II general transcription initiation factor activity; TBP-class protein binding. The record is from RefSeq and is a predicted model, not a curated record. Gene Ontology annotation, biological process: RNA polymerase II preinitiation complex assembly; transcription by RNA polymerase II.
UAUGAUCUAACCUUGCGCGCGCCGCGCAGUCGCUGGGUGGAUUCGACAGGCGACCGCGAUACGACACGACACGAAGAAGCGACCGCCGACAAAGGCGAUCCGGAUCCGGCGUCGACAUCGCCAUGGCAGGCGACAGCGACGCAAUGUUUGACAGCGUCGACGAGGACGAGUGGAGGGCUCAGGAGGAGCGAGAUGAUGCGGCGAUCCAGGAAAUACAUGAGGGCCUCGCUAGUGGCGUGACCGAGUUCCUGAGCCAGAUCGAGCGCGUCACCCAGUUCGACCAGUCCGGCAAGGCCGAGGAUGCCGUCGACUACGAGGACAUCGAUCUGAGCGACGAUGAGUUGCCUGACGAAGAGCCCCCUGCAAGCGGUUCUAGCGGCGACGGCCCCGGCCUGACCGAUGACAACGAUACCGACGAUCUCUUCGGCGAGAAUCUCCCCUCGUCCCCUCUGGGGCCUCACGGCGACCUCGCGUCAUCGCCCCAUCCUCUGGACGCCAAUGGCGACGACCGCAUGCAUGUCGAUGCGCAGCCGCGCGAGACUCUUGCCGACCUGAUCGCCCUGAACUUCGAUCACGGACCGAAGCCGAGCGACUCCAACCAAGAUCCCAAUAUUCCUCCUCCGGCCGAGAGUCUCGCCGAGGCCGUGAAGCAGGCUUAUCCAGGGUUCAAAGAACACGUUCCCCUCCACUGGAACGAGCUCCUCCGCCCAAAGCAGGCCUACUGGAUUUCCAAGAAGCCCGCCAAACCUCCGAAGCCCCUAGUGCCUACCAAGCUUAGCUUGGACCUCGACGUCGACCAAGAAAAGCUGUUUCGCAUCUCUGGCCCGGCCACAUCGUCCGUCUACCAGCGCAUCAGCACUGCCGAGCAACGCGGCCUCGUUUCCCUCGAGGAACCCGAGCCUCUGGAGCAGGCAGACCUUGAGGUCUUCCCCCUGGACGACGGCUCCGAUUCCGAGAAAGUUGGAGGCUAUACCCUCCGCGAUAUUGCUCUAGUGUGUGACGACUGGGACUCCAUGAUCCGUCUGGGCGAUGAUGUCGCUUCUGCUCAGGAGGCCGAGACCGCCCCAGCCAACGACGUCGUUGCCGACAGCAUGCUCAUUAAGACUGAGGUUGACGGCGACGAUGACGACUGGGACAGGAUGUUCCUCGACGGGCCAGCUCCAAAGAAACGGCGCCUAGAGCCACCCAAAGGCCUCCCUCCCAUCCCGCGCUUCACGGCGCCCAACUUUGACAACUUCGAGGAGGCCACCGCCAAGCUCGGGAAGCGUGUCAUCCUCGAUAUGAAUGACCCCUACCUACUCAUCGAUGACGUGGAGUCGGAGCGCAGCGCCAAGAGGCGCAAGGUCCAGCACAAAACAGUGCGGCUGGCGAACGGCCGGCUCGGUCGAGACCUGUCGCAGCGCUUCAACUUCUCGUCCGACACCGCCUACGACGCGCUCAAGGAGAACAGUCAGAGCAAGGUCCGGGCCACGCUGGCCGCGAUCCCCGUCGAACACAGCAUGACGGCCCAGAGACUCACGUGGCCUUAUUACAAGGUGAAGCUCUCUGCCAGCGAUCCUCACAGCUACCAUCGACCCCAGUUCCAGCCGCGGAGGGACGCUUUCCACCCGGUCAAGUUCAAGCCGCCGUCUCUGAAACGGAAGAGGCAAGUUAAGGGCAAGAGGAUCCCCGAGAUCUUCCAGACCUCGUCAGAUCUCACGUUGAACGACAACUCCACCGCCAUUCUCUUUGAGUAUUGCGAGGAGAUCCCUAUCGUGCUCUCGAACUUCGGCAUGGGCCAGAAGAUUGUCAACUAUUACCGCCGCUCCAAGGGGACCGACUCGCGACCGGAGAAGCGGGAGCUCGGCGAGCCCUACAUCUUGAUGCCCGAAGACCGCUCGCCGUUUGCCAUGGUCGGCCAAGUCCAUCCCGGCGAGACCGUGCCCACGCUGCACAACCAGAUGUUCCGCGCGCCCAUUUUCAAGCACAAUCCCAGGAAUACCGACUUCAUUCUCGGUCGCAGCACCACGGGCAAAUCCGGCUCAUCGUGGUACCUGCGGAACAUCGACCACCUGUUUGUGGUCGGGCAGACCCUCCCCUCGAUGGAAGUGCCCGGGCCGCACUCUCGCCGUGUUACGAAUAUCGCCAAGAACCGUCUCAAGAUGGUAUCGUAUCGGCUCCUGCACCGGAGCGACAACGUCACCCUAACCGACAUCACCCGCCACGUGGCCGAUUCCAACGAGUCACAAAACCGCCAGAAGCUGAAGGAGUUCCUGGUCUUCCGCAAAGAGCAGCGGAACUGGGUCCUACCCGACAAUGAGGAGCUCAUGCCCGAGUCCGAGAUUCGAUCGCUCGUCCGGCCGGAGGAUGUCUGUCUUUUGGACGCGAUGCAGGUCGGUGCGCACGAGCUGGAGAACGGCGGCUAUGAAGUCAACGAUGCCAUGUUCAAAGACGAUGAGAUGGAGGUUGGUGACGAGCUCCCACCAGACGCCCUCGCGAACAAGAUGGCACCGUGGCGGCUUACCAAGGCCUUCAUCGACGCCAGCCACGGUAAGGCCAUGAUUGCCGUGCACGGCCCCGGAGACCCAACCGGCAAGGGCCUUGGUGUCAGCUACCUGAGGACCUCCAUGAAGGGUGGCUUCCUGGAGCAGCUGCAUGGGCCGCUCGCAACAUCUGCGGAUGCCAUUGAGCGGCAGCGCAAGGCCAAUGGCGGUCACAUGUACAACGUCAAGAACCAGGACAACCUCUACACCGAGUCCCUUCGGGACAUUUGGAACAGGCAAAAGCAGAGUCUUGAGGAUGCACAAGAGCACGAUGACGACGACGUCCUUGCGCAGGAGGACGAGGACGAGCGAUUCAACGUGCAGAGCCAGGCUCCGCAGCCCGCGAACGUGGCCGACGGUGCGAGCCAGGUGAGCCAGAGUCAGGCUAGCGCCCUGAACCGGCGCAAGUUGAAGAUCAUCCGCGAGGUCAAGGGGGAGAAUGGAGAGAUCCAGACGGUCACCGAGAUUGUCCACGAUCCCGUCGUCAUUGCACAGUACAGCAAGAGGCGCCGUCAAAUGGAGUUUGAGAAUAUCGACAUCUACAACGUCAAGCUCACUGGCGAUCCGGAGAAGGACGAGUUGAUCCUCGAAAAGGCUCGCAUCGAGCAAGAGCGAUUGGAGAAGAACAAAGAGCGACGUAAGAAGCGCGAAAAGCAGAAGAAGCUCCAGCAAAGGAUGCGGGAUGGCGGUGCUGUCGACGAUGACGACGAGGGCUCGCCCGAGCCAUCGACGGAGAAGGUGACAGGCACGACCCGGAAGUGCGCCAACUGCGGCCAGGUCGGCCACAUCAAGACCAACAAAAAGUACGUAUGCCCUUGCUCCCAGCAGGAGACAUCUGCUCCCCGCAAGGUUCAAGAGGGCAACAACCUUGGCUCCAGAAGGCCCAAGAAGUCUAGCAAGCGCGACGCGUGGAGGCCGACUUCCGGCCCCCGCGAGGGAGACAAGUUCUGGGAUCCCCGUUGCUGGGAGGCGGACGCCUUCGAAAUUCGGAUGGGCGCUGCGGCGCCGCCUCCCUUGAAUGGUCAGCAAUCCGUUGCAACGGGAGACCUGGAGGACGCGGGCUCUGGCGCGAAGUAGUGGUCACCUUCAAGCCAGGCUCCGUUGUCAAAUGGGCAACCAAAUGCCAAUUUUCAUAUGGUCGGAGGCCGGCCUCCGGCGAGAGUAGUAACCCACCUCUCAGCCGGAGGCCUGCCUGGACCCUUCUUCCAUCUCGACUUGUCGUAUCUUGUCUUUUGUUCUUUUCCAUCCACUCAGUCUCACAGGUUUUCA